CCUGUAUUUUUCAUUUCAGUCAGAAGCAAAAAAAAUGUUUCGUGGUCUUUUCUUGUUCGUCAUUGUCGCGACCCUCGCCCUCGGCUUGGGCGCCCAGACGGAAGCCCUGCCGUCCCCCAACAGCACGGUAGCAGGGCAUUCGGCCCCCGACGAGCCCGUGGCUCCUCUGGCCACUGAAAAAAAGCAACUCGAGCAAGAGAUCUGUGCUACAAGUAAGGCUCAAAAUGUCACAGCGCUUGACUCAGACAAAGGGCCAAAGAAGGUCGUGGUAACAGAGAAAAAGCUUGAAGAGUUCCCUGAAAAUGUUACAAAGGAAGUCACUGUAACAAGAAAGGCCGAGAAGGGACCUUCGAAUGAAACACAGGAAAACAUUGUUGUUGAGCGGAAGACUGUCCACGAUAUAGACUCAGACAGUGGUAACCCGAAGAAGAAUGUCACUAUAGAGAUUGAGUCAGAAGAUAAGGUUUGCGACAAUACGACAGAGCAUGUCACAAAGCCCACUGCUGAGCCUGUCGAAACCAACCAAAGCAAACACGACUUGGAAACGGAAGUUGAACACUUGAAGCACGAAGAAGAAAAGGUAAAGAAAGAACUGAAGAAAGAAGAGGCAAAGACCGGAAAGGUUGUGCCUGUUAACGAGACAGAAGCGGUAGAAAACAAAACAAAAGAAGAGGCAAAGACCGAAAAGGUUGUGCCUGUUAACGAGACAGAAGAGGUAGAAAACAAAACAAAAGAAGAGGCAAAGACCGGAAAGGUUGUGCCUGUUAACGAAACAGAAGCGGUAGAAAACAAAACAAAAGAAGAGGCGAAGACCGGAAAGGUUGUGCCUGUUAACGAAACAGAAGAGGUAGAAAACAAAACAAAUGAACAAGUAUCCUGCGAUGCUUGUCGUAGAGAACUUGUGAUGCUAAAGUCAAUAAACAGAAAACUGCUUGCGGCGCUGAAAAAGCUGCUGAUGAAAAUGACCCCCGAGAUGAGGGAGCAUACCGCCAAGAUAAUACUACAUGAGGCCGCUCCGCCAUUGGAGUCAAGAGAGAAGCCUGUGAACGCCACGCGCGCCGAGGCGGAGACACCAACUGCAGCCAAGACUAAGCAGGAGGCUGUAGAGGCGAAGCCCAUCAUUGCUAAAGAGGCGACAGAGGCGUAACCUGUCUCGCGAGGCUCUUGUGAGAGUUUUGAGAGAGUCUUGUCGCAGUGGCCUCGUGGCGUUACGGCAAACAGCAUGCCUCUGCUGAUAUGAGGCCUGGUUACUCUUAUUAUUUUGUCUUUAAUUAACAUUUCUAAC
Messenger RNA from Scylla paramamosain (green mud crab), 1285 nucleotides. RefSeq lists its product as uncharacterized. The transcript is spliced from 2 exons. Bases 35 to 1147 code for a protein of 370 amino acids. The record is from RefSeq and is a predicted model, not a curated record. Lineage: Eukaryota; Metazoa; Arthropoda; Malacostraca; Decapoda; Portunidae.